This is a messenger RNA of Spea bombifrons (plains spadefoot toad), 2395 nucleotides long. RefSeq names its product transcription factor binding to IGHM enhancer 3 (gene TFE3). Gene Ontology annotation, biological process: regulation of transcription by RNA polymerase II. Gene Ontology annotation, molecular function: protein dimerization activity; RNA polymerase II cis-regulatory region sequence-specific DNA binding; DNA-binding transcription factor activity, RNA polymerase II-specific. The coding region runs from base 272 to 1816 and encodes 514 amino acids. The transcript is spliced from 10 exons. The record is from RefSeq and is a predicted model, not a curated record. NCBI's taxonomy places the organism in Eukaryota, Metazoa, Chordata, Amphibia, Anura, Pelobatidae. Gene Ontology annotation, cellular component: nucleus.
AGUGCAGUAAAUGCUGAGCUCAGACAGAAAGAGACAGCCAGGGCAGAGAGAGACCCCAGAGCAGAGACAUUAGACAGACCCAGCCGGCUGAGGGAACUUAUUAGGUGGCUAGCCAGAUGGGAUUUAAAGUUAGCCGGGCGGCUAGCGGGUGAGAUUUGGAAGUAGUUGGACAGAGCCAGGUGAGAGUCUUACACGGACGGCUAGCCAGGUGAGAGUUGUAGUUAGACAGACAGCCAGGUGAGCGGGUAAGUGAGGGUGAAUCUCCCCAGCGAUGUCUCAUGACACGGGCUGUGAGACCCCCGCAUUUAGCAGCCCCCCACCGCACACAGUCUAUGUUCUUGUUGGCUCCAGCGCUGACAGCAUCCAGCUGCUCAGUCUGAGUCCUCUCCUCCCUGAGUCCGGGAUCGUGGAAGACAUUGACGUGGAGCAGGCUCUGGUUCCCAGUGAAGACCAGUUCUACCAGUUAAAGAGUCAGCCCAUUCCUGCAAGUCAGAGCUCCACAGAAGCCCCUGUGGUACCCCUUCAGACUCCCGGCACCAUGACAUCGCGGGUCCUGCUACGCCAGCAGCUCAUGAGGGCUCAAGCGCAAGAACAGGAGCGCAGGGAGCAGGAGCAGCAAGCAGCCCACAUUCUGGUAGAACGCAGCCAUGUCACGCCAGCCACGCCGGCCAUCAGCGUCAACCCUGCCAGCCGCCCCACCCCGGCACAGGUGCCCCUGGAGGUCCUAAAGGUGCAAACUCACCUGGAAAACCCAACCAGAUACCACAUCCAGCAGUCCCAGCGGCAGCAGGUCAAGCAGUAUCUCUCCACCACCCUGGGGGGCAAGCUGGCAGUUCACGCCUCUGCUCCAGGUGCCACAACCUCGGCCACGUCCCCCCAGCCUGAGCAGGCUCUCAUCACGUCUGCCAUCAGCGCCCCGAACAGCCCUCUGGCCAUGCUCAAAAUUGGCUCCAACUCCGAAAAAGAGAUUGAUGAUGUCAUUGAUGAGAUCAUAAGCCUAGAAUCUAGCUUCAAUGACGAAAUGAUGGGAUUUGUGGACCAGAGCCACCUACCCAGCACACUGCCUGGGAAUCUCCUGGAUGGUUACUGCACCCACGGGAUUUCGGCUCCCACCAUCACCGUGAGCAACUCCUGCCCGGCUGACCUGCCCAACAUAAAGACGGAGUACACAGAUCAAGACACCAAAGUGUUAAACAAAGAGAGACAGAAGAAGGACAACCACAACCUAAUUGAACGUCGAAGAAGAUUUAACAUUAAUGACAGAAUAAAGGAGCUGGGGACACUAAUCCCAAAAUCUAGUGACCCGGAGGUGCGCUGGAAUAAAGGAACCAUCCUAAAGGCGUCCGUAGAAUACAUCCGGAAACUUCAAAAAGAGCAGCAGCGCGCCCGUGAAAUGGAGGGCAGGCAGCGGAAGCUGGAGCACGUCAACCAGAGCCUGAUGCUGCGUGUACAGGAGCUGGAGAUGCAGGCUCAGAUGCAUGGACUCGCCGCCACUCCUUCCAUCGCUUCAGACGCUCCCAAGACGCAGUCCACGGCUGGAGACAUGGAGAGCUUCUUCACCCAGCUGUCUCAGUCUCUCAACCCCUCGGCGUUAGAACUGGAGACAUCCCACUUCUCAGACCCUCUGAGUGACCUGGUUGACAGCAGCCUGAGUUUCCAUGUGAGCUUGACAGGGGACUCGGCCAUUGAGGACAUUCUUAUGGACGAUGCCCUGUCCCCAAUGGGGAGAGCCGACCCUCUACUCUCCUCUGUCUCUCCCGUGGCCUCCAAAGCCAGCAGUCCACACAGUAAUUUCAGCAUGGAGGAAGAUUCCUGACUCGGCUUUGAAAGGCCUAAAAUAAAUGGACUCAGAAAUAAUUCUCACCAAAUCUCCUCCCGGAGAUAACCUCAUGAAACCGACGAAGAAGCAGAAUCCCGCCACGAUGACACAAACUUCCCUCUCUGCCACGCAAUGGGCUUCUCAUCUAAGUGAACCCAGCUUACCCACCCGUGGACACUGCGAGUGCUGAUGAGCAGCGAGGGCCGGAGAGGUUAUUCCACGUGGCAGUAACAAAAUUCUUACAAACACGGGGCACGUGUCAUACGAUGCAACCACAGAACCAGCCAUGGAUGGUCUGUGCGGACACGUAGCACUGAUAUGUACCAGAAGGCGGUUACAUAAUUGGCGAGGCCCAGUUAGGUAACCAAACACUCCUUGUUAUCCUUCAUACAUGAUCUUCCGUAACCAUCAGCUGACGCCUUGGCAUGAAUCGCGUGUGCCAUGGUGCUUCCCUAAAGGGAUCCUAACACGUGUCACAGCGGGAGCCACUGAACACCAAGAAAACUGGCCAUUUGUAGCUCUGGGGCAUAGACUUUUCCUCAUGUUCACAGAUGGAUGUCCCUCAGUGACACCGUU